This is a messenger RNA of Pseudomyrmex gracilis, 3371 nucleotides long. RefSeq names its product twinfilin (gene twf). The record is from RefSeq and is a predicted model, not a curated record. NCBI's taxonomy places the organism in Eukaryota, Metazoa, Arthropoda, Insecta, Hymenoptera, Formicidae. Gene Ontology annotation, molecular function: actin filament binding; actin monomer binding. Bases 127 to 1173 code for a protein of 348 amino acids. Gene Ontology annotation, cellular component: myofibril; cytoplasm; actin filament. Gene Ontology annotation, biological process: actin filament depolymerization; positive regulation of neuron projection development; barbed-end actin filament capping. The transcript has 5 exons.
UAGAUGGAGUGGUUUUCUUUUUUUGUGACACUUUGGCAGAUGAUAAAAAGGAGUUUGUAGCUUGUGGUAAACGCGUAAGUCGAUCAUCUCUGCCCCGACGACGUGAGCUGCUUUCGUCGUGAGACAAUGUCACACCAAACGGGAAUCAAAGCCAACGACGCGCUGAAGAAGUUGUUUGCGAAAUGCCGCGACGGGAAGAUACGAGUGCUGAAGAUUUCUAUAGAGAACGAGGAACUUACUCCGGCAUCUUCUUCCAAACCGAUAAACAAGUGGCAGGACGACUAUGAUAAGAUGAUCAAGCCGCUGAUAGUAGAGAACCAACCGGCGUAUAUCUUGUACAGAUUUGACACGAAGUCACCGGAUUCUGGUUACGAUUGGUUAUUUAUAUCCUGGUCUCCCGAUACCGCGCCAGUUAGACAGAAGAUGCUUUACGCUUCCACGAAGGCUACGUUGAAGCAAGAAUUUGGCACGGCGUCGAUAAAAGAGGAAUUGCACGGUACAGUCCCGGAAGAUAUCACAUUGGAAGGCUAUCACAAACAUAAGAGAAACGACACAGCGCCUGUGCCGUUGACAACAGCUGAGGAGGAAUUGGCCGAAUUGAAGAAGACCACAGCGACGACGGACUACAGCGUGGAAACGAGACAUCAGACGUUGAGCGGUGUAGCGUUUCCUGUAACGGACGAAGCCAAACAGGCCAUCACGGAGCUGGGCAAAGGAGUUCACGAAUACGUCCAACUGAAAAUUGAAUUAGAAGAGGAAAAGAUACACUUAGUAACGGCCUGUGACGUCUCAUUGGAUAAAUUACCUACAAAAGUCCCAUCCGAUGCGGCUAGAUAUCAUUUGUACAAUUUCAAGCAUACUCACGAGGGAGAUUACACCGAGAGCAUAGUCUUCAUAUAUAGCAUGCCAGGAUACAGUUGCAGUAUUAAAGAACGAAUGUUGUAUUCCUCUUGCAAAGCUCCUCUCCUCGAUGUUAUUCAGUCUCUAGGAGUAACUAUAGUAAAAAAGUUGGAAGUAAAUAGUGGAGAGGAGUUGGCAGAUAUGUUGGAAGACCCUCCAAGUAUAAAAGACUCAGCCGCGAUAACUCCUGCAACUCCAUCGACACCUUGUGCCCCUACACAAUCCAUACCAGAGAAAAAAUCAAAACAGAAAAGAUCUUGUGUAUUGAGCUAAAACUGGCUUAAAAGUAUAUUGUCUCUGCCACUAUUACAUGCUUCUUGCUAAUUGAAGUGUUUGUGAUGUUUUGCGCAUCAAAUAUCUUCCCUUCAUGAAUUCCAGAAUUGUGAUAGUACGAUAACGACACAUAAAAUAUAUUGUUUAAAAUAAAAUUUAUGGGUUUUAUAUUAAAGGUAAAUUACAAUUGUGUAUAGCUAGAAAGUUUGCAAGUUGAUUUAGAAACAGAGGAAAAAAACAAUUAUAUUGGAUUAAAAAAAAAAAAAAAAAAGAGUAUUGAGAUCUUAGUGUUGUUUUUAACGAAUUAGAAUUACUUUCUCAAAGUGAUAGUACAUCUACGUAGCUAAACGGAAUAUAGACCAAAUAAUGUAUUUUUCUAAAUUUUAAGAUCAAAAUUGUCACGUAAAGAAAGCUCUCUGUGAAAAACGUCAUUACAUCUAUUAAAGAUAAUUCAUAUUGUUUUAUCAUCACAUAUAUAUAUAUAUAUACAUGUAUAUAUUUAAUAUAUAUAUGUAUAAAAUAUAUAUAUUAUAUAUAAUUUUAUCACAAAACCAGUACCAAUACAUAUAUAAAUUAGAUUAUUUUGUUUGACAUUGAAAGCUAAGCCUCGCUCUUUAGAUGAUAUAACAUUUGGCGUUGUAUAAGCUAUGCUUUGUGAUGUGAUAGCAAAUGAAAAAUGUGUAUAUGAGUGAUUUAAUUCUACAAGCCCUAAUGACAUUCAUUGAGAGUUCCUUUCCGUUUUAUAAUAGACGCACAAUUCCUAUAUACUUUUACGUAGAGUAUAUUUUAUACUCUUCUUGUCACUCGAAUUAGUUCCUAGUCUUAUUGAAGGUGUGUGUGAUAUUUGUUCUUUUUAAGUAUUGUAUUAAGUGACGAUAUUGUAAGGCUUGGCUUUUAAGCUCACACAAAUAUGCAAGAUUGAGUGAUUUAAUAAUUACAUUUGACUAAUAUUAAUCUGUGGUAAAUCUGCGUACCAUAUAUGUGAUGACUAGAGAGUUAGGAAUUCCCCACAUUUGUUCUAGACAAAAGAUAGAAGUAAAAAAAAAAAACAAACAAACAAAAAUGAAGAAUUAUAAAAAGCCACAUCUCGUUCACCCAACAUCUUCAUAUAUUUUCAAUAUAUUUAUAAAUAUAGAAGCAAAAAUGACACAAAUACCGCAAACGCCACAUUAGUGUGUGGAUAUAUUUUCUUCGCACAUUAUUAUUUCUGCGAUAUAGUGAUAACGCUAGUUAUUUUAAAAAAUAUUAAAUUUUAUAUCAUGUUCUACAUAUAUAUAUAUUAUUAUUAUUGUAAAAUGCUACAAGAUAUUAGAUUCUACGAGUAUGCUACAUAUAAUGUAAGACUGAUCUUGGUGAGAGUCCUAUCGACUGUUAAUUGCAUAUUAUAAAUAUUAUAAUAUGAUAUAUCUAUAUAUAUUUUUAUAUUAUAUAUUUACAAAAUUAUUUCACACAUCACACUUUGUACUCUUCCGUUGUGUCUCUGUCUGUCAACUCAAUACGUGUCUGUAUAAAGAAGUUUUUCAAACCAUUUAAGUGGACAUGCAUAUUACAGCAGAUAGGACUAAAAUUUCAUAAACUAGCUACAAAAUAUAUACGAGAGGCAUUCUAUUUUUUGUGAUCUGUAUUUUUUUAACAUUUGUAGCUUUUAUAUAUACACAUAAAGGUUUUAAAUAUUUUAGUCUAAAAAAAAAAAACUCUAAAAUACAAGAAAAUGAUUGACUAAAAAUUAGUUGGGUUCUAUUUGAGCUAUGGAAAUAUAAUUUGUGAGUCAGACACUUGGUGUCUUCCUUCUGCGCGGUGUCUCUCACAUUGGUAAAAACGAACGAAAAUACAAAAAUUGUUGUAUGUGAUAAAAUUAUAUUUAUCUACAAAUUAUCUUGAAAGAAAAACAAAAACGUUGAAAAAGGGAAGGAAAACAAAUGUUUGGCUCACACAAUCCAGAUACAAACCAAUUAAUUCUUAUACAUUAUGCUUGAAUCACAGAUCAAUCACAGACGUGUUCUAUUUUGAAACAACGCGACGCACAAUGUGUCCUAGUAUAUUUUAGUUGUUGUAUCAGGCCUAUUCUGUAACUCUUUGUACUUUAGAACACUUUUAAAAUUAUAUGUUAUAUAUGCUCACUUAAAAUGAAGAAAAUUGUAUAUCUUGCCAAUAAUGAAUAUACUGGAAAUAAUAAAGCAUUGUGCAAUUUAAACUCA